AUGGGAUUACUAAGAUUUUGGCCCAAAAUUAAUUCACCAAAGGAAAUCAUGUUUCUAAAUGAAAUUGAGGACAUUUUUGAGACAAUUGAGCCUUCCGAAUUUGUCAAAAUUCAAGUUCCAUUAUUCGUUCAAUUAUCAAAAUGUAUCUCUUCCCCCCAUUUUCAAAUCGCUGAAAAAGUCUUAUGCUACUGGAAUAAUAAUUACUUUAUAAAUUUGGUAACAGAAAAUGCUGAAACUAUAUUGCCCAUCAUUUUCACUUCCUUAUAUGAAUUAUCAACUCAAGGCGAAUCAUCAAAACCUUAUGCAGAUAGCAUGACUAAUCCAAAUGAUCCAAAUAAUAUUCAAAAUUCUAACCAUGAUGGUGUAAUAAACAUGUUUAAUGAUUUCUAUUCUCAAGACCAAGAUUAUAACGGCUAUAAUAAUGGCGCUGGUAAUAAUUGGAAUACAACUAUAAGCUCAUUAGCAUUUAACGCAUUGAAAAUAUUUAUGGAAGCAAAUCAAAUCUUAUAUGAAGAAUGUAGCCUAUUAUAUUUUCAAAAUGUUAAUGAAAAUAAAAAAAUAAAAUUAAUAAGAGAACAAAAUUGGAAAGCAUUAGAAGAAUAUGUAUCAAAAGUUAAAAACUCAAAAAACUAUAAUAAUAAUAAUAAUAAUAAUAAUAAUAAUAAUAAUAAUAAUAAUAAUAAUAAUAAUAAUAAUAAUAAUAGUAAUAAUAAUAAUAAUAAUAUCCCAAUUUUAAGCCGUAAAGAAAACGAAAGAUAUUUGGAACCAAUUGAAGAUGAUGAAAACCAAUUUAAUAAAAAUUCAAGUUCUUCAAAUUAA
Messenger RNA from Ascoidea rubescens DSM 1968, 819 nucleotides. RefSeq names its product B56-domain-containing protein. The transcript has a single exon. Bases 1 to 819 code for a protein of 272 amino acids. Gene Ontology annotation, cellular component: protein phosphatase type 2A complex. Gene Ontology annotation, biological process: signal transduction. The record is from RefSeq and is a predicted model, not a curated record. Gene Ontology annotation, molecular function: protein phosphatase regulator activity. Lineage: Eukaryota; Fungi; Ascomycota; Saccharomycetes; Ascoideales; Ascoideaceae.